UGGCAUCUAGUGAAAUUAGUGACUUAAUUUUUUUAAUCAUGUGAUUGUAUUGAAUCUUAAAGAUGUUUAGUUUUAGUGUCAUUGGUUGUUUGUUGUUUUAUUCUGUUUCUAUUUUAGCGACGAAGAAUGUUGAAGGAUCUCAACCAACACUGCAGAAGACAGUGCAAGCAUUAUUCACAGAGAGAUCUCAGGUCAUGUACCCUGGAGCAUGUAAACUAAUAAGAUCCUCGCUCCAUCAGUCCAAAAUGUGCAAAAGAAACCCAGGUCUUGCAGAAGUUCUACAACAAGCAAAAGACCAGGCGAUCAGAGCUUGUGAAGAGGCCUUCCAAUACGAUAGAUGGAACUGCUCUUUAGUCUUCAACAAUAAAGCGAAAAGGAGUAUUUUCAAUAAAAUUUAUAGAGAAACUGCAUUCGUACAUGCGUUGAUCGCAGCGUCAGUGACGCAUACUGUAGCCAAAGCAUGUGCCUCUGGAGAUCUGACUCGAUGCUCUUGUACUGGAAUUAAUGGAAAAAACUCAUCUUUCAAAGUAGGAGGAUGUGGCGAUGAUUUUAAACAAGGCAAAAGAAUAACUAGACAUUUUCUUGAAAUCAACGAAGCGGGGUACGAUCAGAUUGGUGAGAUUUUAAAGCAAGAUGUUACGGUUGGUGUUGACGCUAUGGCGGAACAAAUGAGAGAGGUUUGUAAGUGUCAUGGAUUCUCUGGAUCAUGCACAACGAAGACUUGCUGGAAGCGACUGGGUCCUUUCAAUUCUGUUAUGGGUUUGUUGAAGAAGCAGUUCCAUCAUGCUAUAAAACAGAGGAUUGUUAAUUAUACGACGAAGAGAGCGAUAACGCCAAGAGUUAGGAAGAAGAUGAAGAUUGAUAGGAAAAGUUUAGUGUAUUUACACAAAACGCCGAAUCUUUGUGUGAGUACAAAAGGCAGAGUGUGUAAGGACAGAAACAAUUGUGCUACAUUGUGUUGCGGGAGAGGUUUUGUGACAAGCCAUAAGACUGUAAAUUACAGAUGCAAGUGUAAAAUGGUGGAUUGUUGUUUUGUUAAAUGUGAUACGUGCUCUCAGGUCGUUGACGUUUAUACUUGUAAAUGAAUGGAAUGUAAUCAUCCGCGUUUGUGAUAUGUAAAGAAUAUGACGAUCUUUGUGAAAGGAAAGGUAUACUUGACGGACUUCUCUCAAAUUAUCUUGUAUAGUGAUUUGUAUAGGUCAGAAAUCGUGUGUCUCUUGAUGACUAGCGUUCAAAAUUUAUGUCAUAUCAUCAAGUUUUUGUAGACUUUCUUCCAAAUUCUCCGAUCUUACCAUAAUAUGAGAUCUAAAAUUACAUGCUAAACACAUUAUUAAACCAGAAAGAGUUUAUAAUAUCAACAAAAAAAUAUCAUAAAAGCUAAGCAAGGCACGAUACAUCUGAAAUAGGAGGAGAAAUGUGCUUAGCAAGUAUUUUUUGUAGACAUCUUUAUAGUAAGAUCGUAUGUUUAAUACCGCUAUAUACACUAUUGCCGAACUCACACAGAUAUCGAGGCGAAUGCACGAGCAUUGUGUAGUUAAUAAAGAGGGCUUUCAUUUACCGCAAUGAAAAACUAGCAAUGUAUACUGAAUCCCUCAACGUUCAUCAAACUGCACCGCGACAAUGUACGUAUAUCUUGCAUAAAAUUAGGUAUACUUAUAAGGUCAGGUUUAACAUUUAUUUGACUCAUAUUUGAAGAAGAUAAGACUGAAUGUUACGGAUUAGGUAAUGUAAGGAGUGUUGUAGGAUGUGGCUGUGAUAAGCUAGGUUGUGGGUAGGGCGGGUCCAGGAAAAACAUUGUCGAAAUACUAAGUUAAACAAAACACAAAAACGAAUUAAAUAAUUUACACUAAUGUGCCGUUCGAAUUUCGCAACUCUUAGCUCUGUCUACCCCGUUAUGCAUAAAGAUGCGUGAUGUAUUGGUAUUUUAGGUGGCCGAAUGCA
Plodia interpunctella (Indianmeal moth) is the source of this 1941-nucleotide messenger RNA. It is a transcript of the gene Wnt4, whose product is annotated as Wnt oncogene analog 4. Bases 63 to 1085 code for a protein of 340 amino acids. Gene Ontology annotation, cellular component: extracellular region. Lineage: Eukaryota; Metazoa; Arthropoda; Insecta; Lepidoptera; Pyralidae. The transcript is spliced from 2 exons. The record is from RefSeq and is a predicted model, not a curated record. Gene Ontology annotation, biological process: cell fate commitment; multicellular organism development; neuron differentiation. Gene Ontology annotation, molecular function: cytokine activity; frizzled binding.